AUGGGAGGGCCGCCUACUCGGUUGCUGCUGCUGCAACCAAGACGACAGCUUAGCACUGGGAAUGUUCUCUCGCGGCAAUUUAUGCGCAGCCUCCAUCCCGCAACGAUUAAACGACCCCGUGACCCAUCACCAUCUGAACUGCUUCGAUUCGCCCUGACAGAUUCAACUGAGCCAAUUCAUGACUCAAAUACUAACGAGGUCUUAUCUGGAUACCUCCAUGGACAAUUUGUCACCGAAUGGAAGUUCAACACUCCACCUUCCCCGUUGUGGACCUCCCUCAAAGGGCUUACAUCGCGGAACCGAGAAGUUGUUGUGGGAUCCCAAUAG
This is a messenger RNA of Penicillium mononematosum, 327 nucleotides long. RefSeq lists its product as uncharacterized. NCBI's taxonomy places the organism in Eukaryota, Fungi, Ascomycota, Eurotiomycetes, Eurotiales, Aspergillaceae. The record is from RefSeq and is a predicted model, not a curated record. The coding region runs from base 1 to 327 and encodes 108 amino acids. The transcript has a single exon.